This is a messenger RNA of Chlorocebus sabaeus (green monkey), 4676 nucleotides long. Lineage: Eukaryota; Metazoa; Chordata; Mammalia; Primates; Cercopithecidae. The record is from RefSeq and is a predicted model, not a curated record.
CGCGGGACGGGCCACGCGGGGGUGGGAGGGGCCCGGGCCACGCGCGCCGCCGCCGCCGCCCACGCGCGACCCUCGGGGGCCCGGCCGCGACGCCCCUUUGUCCGGGGGGGGGCCCGCUUCAUGCCACCGCCCCCCACGCGCCGCGUGCCCGGCCGCGCCCAGCAGGGUUUCCAGGCCUGAGGUGCCCGCCCUGGCCCCAGGAGAAUGAACCAGCCACAGAGGAUGGCACCUGUGGGCACAGACAAGGAGCUCAGUGACCUCCUGGACUUCAGCAUGAUGUUCCCGCUGCCUGUUACCAACGGGAAGGGCCGGCCCGCCUCCCUGGCCGGGGCGCAGUUCGGAGGUUCAGGUCUUGAGGACCGGCCCAGCUCAGGUUCCUGGGGCAGCGGCGACCAGAACAGCUCCUCCUUUGACCCCAGCCGGGUAGGAGCCCCCACCUUCAGCGAGGGCACCCACUUCACUGAGUCGCACAGCAGCCUCUCUUCAUCCACAUUCCUGGGACCGGGACUGGGAGGCAAGAGCGGCGAGCGUGGUGCCUAUGCCUCCUUUGGGAGAGACGCAGGCGUGGGCGGCCUGACUCAGGCUGGCUUCCUGUCGGGCGAGCUGGCGCUCAGCAGCCCCGGGCCCCUGUCCCCUUCGGGCAUGAAGGGGACCUCCCAGUACUACCCCUCCUACUCCGGCAGCUCGCGACGGAGAGCGGCGGACGGCAGCCUAGACACGCAGCCCAAGAAGGUCCGGAAGGUCCCGCCGGGUCUCCCAUCCUCGGUGUACCCGCCCAGCUCAGGUGAGGACUACGGCAGGGAUGCCGCUGCCUACCCGUCCGCCAAGACCCCCAGCAGCGCCUAUCCCGCCCCCUUCUACAUGGCAGAUAGCAGCCUGCACCCCUCAGCCGAGCUCUGGAGUCCCCCGGGCCAGGCGGGCUUCGGGCCCAUGCUGGGUGGGGGCUCAUCCCCCCUGCCCCUCCCGCCCGGCAGCGGCCCUGUGGGCAGCAGUGGAAGCAGCAGCACGUUUGCUGGACUGCACCAGCACGAGCGCAUGGGCUACCAGCUGCACGGAGCAGAGGUGAACGGUGGGCUCCCGGCUGCAUCCUCCUUCUCCUCGGCCCCCGGAGCCACGUACGGUGGCGUCUCCAGCCACACGCCGCCUGUCAGCGGGGCCGACAGCCUCCUGGGCUCCCGAGGGACCACAGCCGGCAGCUCCGGGGAUGCCCUUGGGAAAGCACUGGCCUCGAUCUACUCCCCGGAUCACUCAAGCAAUAACUUCUCAUCCAGCCCUUCCACCCCCGUGGGCUCCCCUCAGGGCCUGGCAGGGACGUCGCAGUGGCCUCGAGCAGGAGCCCCCGGUGCCUUAUCGCCCAGCUACGACGGGGGUCUCCACGGCCUGCAGAGCAAGAUAGAAGACCACCUGGACGAGGCCAUCCACGUGCUCCGCAGCCACGCCGUGGGCACAGCCGGCGACAUGCACACGCUGCUGCCUGGCCACGGGGCGCUGGCCUCGGGUUUCGCCGGCCCCAUGUCGCUGGGCGGGCGGCACGCAGGCCUGGUUGGAGGCGGACACCCCGAGGAUGGCCUUGCGGGCAGCACCAGCCUCAUGCACAACCACGCGGCCCUCCCCAGCCAGCCAGGCGCCCUCCCCGACCUCUCGCGGCCUCCUGACUCCUACAGCGGGCUAGGGCGAGCAGGUGCCACGGCGGCCGCCGGCGAGAUCAAGCGGGAGGAGAAGGAGGAUGAGGAGAACACGUCGGCGGCUGACCACUCGGAGGAGGAGAAGAAGGAGCUGAAGGCCCCCCGGGCCCGGACCAGCCCAGACGAGGACGAGGACGACCUUCUCCCCCCAGAGCAGAAGGCCGAGCGGGAGAAGGAGCGCCGGGUGGCCAAUAACGCCCGGGAGCGGCUGCGGGUCCGUGACAUCAACGAGGCCUUUAAGGAGCUGGGGCGCAUGUGCCAGCUGCACCUCAACAGCGAGAAGCCCCAGACCAAACUGCUCAUCCUGCACCAGGCCGUCUCGGUCAUCCUGAACUUGGAACAGCAAGUGCGAGAGCGGAACCUGAAUCCCAAAGCAGCCUGUUUGAAACGGCGAGAAGAGGAAAAGGUGUCGGGCGUGGUCGGAGAUCCCCAGAUGGUGCUUUCAGCUGCCCACCCAGGCCUGAGCGAAGCCCACAACCCCGCCGGGCACAUGUGAAAGGUAUGCCUCCGUGGGACGAGCCACCCACUCUCAGCCCUGUGCGCUGGGCCUAGAACAGCCACUCGAGACCCCAGGCUUCGUCCACGUCCACACCUCACACACCUGUUGUCAGCGUCGAGCCAACACCAACCUGACGAGGUUCGGAGUGAUGGGAGCGACCAAGGUGACGCUGGGUCCAGGAGCUCCCUGGGACCCUGGCCCACCCCUCCCUGGCCUUGCUCCCCCUGUCCUCGAAUCUUAGCCACCAUGUCACCCUGUGACUUGCCCCGUGGAUCCUGAAACUGUGUCUUGGCCCUGUUGCCUGGGCUGACAGGACCUUUUUUUUUUUUUUUUUUUUUUUUCCCAGUAAACAAAACCUGACAGCGAGCAACAAAACAUACACUUUGUCAGAAAAGAAAAAAAAUGCCUUAACUAUAAAAAGUGGAGAAAUGGAAACAUAUCACUCGAGGGGGAUGCUGUGGAGACCUGGCUUAUGCUUCAAAAGCCACCAGCAAAUUGUGCCUAAGCCUAAUAUUUUUUUUAAGGAAAAUAAAAAGAACAUUAGUUAUGAGAUUUUUUUUUUUCUUCUUAAUGUAGAUGAAAAUUAGCAAGGAUGCUGCCUUUGGUCUCUGGUUUUUUUUUUUUAAGCUUUUUUUUUGCAUAUGUUUUGUAAGCAACAAAUUUUUUUGUAUAAAAGUCCCGUGUCUCUCGCUAUUUCUGCUGCUGUUUCUAGACUGAGCAUUGCAUUUCCUGAUCAACCAGAUGAUUAAACGUUGUAUUAAAAAGACCCCGUGUAAACCUGAGCCCCCCGCCCCCCCCCGGAAGCCACUGCACACAGACAGAAUGGGGACAGGCGGCGGGUCUUUUGUGUUUUUGAUGAGCCCCCGCCCCCCCGGAAGCCACUGCACACAGACAGAACGGGGACAGGCGGCGGGUCUUUUGUGUUUUUCAUGUUGGGGGUUCUCCUCUUGGUUUUGUCACAUGGAAAGCGAUGCGUGGGCGUUCCCUGAUGAAGGCGCCUUGGGGCUUCCCUGCGGCAUCCUCUCCCCUCAGGAAGGGGGCUGACCUGGGCUUGGGGGAAGGGACGUCAGCAAGGUGGCUCUGACCCAGGUGACUCUGCCAAGCAGCUCUGGCCCCCAGGGCUACUCCACACGAUGUCCUCCCCAGGCCCCCAUAAGCUGCUCUCCCUUGGAACCUGCACACCUCUCCGAAACGGGGCAUGUUGGGACCAGUGACCCCUGGCAUGGGGACACACCCUGGAGCCGGGUGCUGGGGACCCUCCUGGAUACCCUGUCCUUCACUCCUUUGCCCCAGGGACCCAGGCUCGUACUCUGAACUCUGAGGGGAUGGCUCAGGAGCCAGCACAGGACCCCCCCACCCCACCCGAGCAUGUCCCCAUUACACCAGAGGGCCAUCGUGAUGUAGACAGGGUGCCAGGGCCCUGGUCGGUCUCCCGCAACGCUGGGGAGCAUCCCUGGACCUGGGGCCAUACCUGCUGCCCUCCCUCUGUGGGGCCCAAGGGCAAGAGUGGCUGGAGCCGGGAGACUCUGCUGGUCUGUGCCCCACGAAGGCCUUGGGCUGCGCAACCCGGCUGCAGAACCAGCAGGGUGGCCCCUCGGGCCCAUCUGUGUCCUGUGUCCCAGCACCCAGGCCUCUCUCCAGGUCCCCUUUUCUGGUCUCUUGCCAUGAGGGUAACCAGCUCUUGCCAGCGUCUGGGGACUGUCUUGGGUUUAAAACUGCAAGUCUCCUACCCUGAGAUUCCGUUCACUUCCACACAAACUAGGGUGAUGGUCACUGUGUCACCCAGGUGUGGGCCGGGCUAGCCGGGCACCUUCAUGUGUUCUUCAUGCCCCUCCCUGCAUUGAGUCCUUGCGGACCCCCGGGCUGGCUGUGCUCACCCCUGCAGCAGGUCAGGCGUCUGCCCAUGUGCUACCCCUGAGACUCCCACCAUUACCCCCAGGAGAGCCUGGACUGCCUGACUCCCCUCCCCAGACUUGCUGGGGAGCCUGGGCCCCAUGGCACAUUCAAGGGAAACCGCAAGGCCAGCUCAAGGCCUGGGAUCUGCCCCCAGUCCAGGCCAGGUGGAGGGGAGGGGCUGUCUGCCACUCUCCCUUCUCGGUGGUUCCCCCUGCGCCCUGGGGAUUUGGUCUCUUAGGGAACCUGCCUCUGUCUCCCUCUUGGUUUGAUCCUGGCCCUGCCCCUAGGUCUGGGUGGGCAGUGGCCCCGUAGCCUCUGGAACUGUGCGUUCUGCAUAGAAUUUAAACGAGAUUCACCCAGCGCCAGGAGGAAGAAACAGCAGUUCCGGGGAACCACAAUUAUGGGGGGUUGGGGGGUGUGCUCUGAGUGCCUCAAGAUGGUUUUCAAAAAAAUUUUUUUAAAGAAAAUAAUUUUAUACGUGUCAACACAGCUGGCUGGAUUAUUGGGACUUUUAAACGAUCCUCUUUAAAGUGGAUUCAGAGACCUGUCCUGUAUAUAACAGCACUGUAGCAAUAAAUGUGACAUUUUAUAACGAU